Messenger RNA from Pipra filicauda (Wire-tailed manakin), 1805 nucleotides. Its product is annotated as kinesin-like protein KIFC1. The coding region runs from base 678 to 1805 and encodes 375 amino acids. Gene Ontology annotation, biological process: DNA integration; microtubule-based movement. The transcript is spliced from 6 exons. Lineage: Eukaryota; Metazoa; Chordata; Aves; Passeriformes; Pipridae. Gene Ontology annotation, molecular function: microtubule motor activity; nucleic acid binding. The record is from RefSeq and is a predicted model, not a curated record.
GCCGUAUUGUAGGGAGGAGCUGGAAGUGGAAAGCAGCUGUUUGGAGUCCCACCCGAUGAGUGGCAGAAGCCACUGAAGGUAAAGGCGAAUCGAGUCAGUUUGCGGAACUCAAAGCAGUCCAAUUGGCCCUGGAUAUCGCAGAGAGAGAAGGAUGGCCAAGGCUCUACCUGUACACCGAUUCGUGGAUGAGAACCAAUGCCGUAUGGGGGUGGCUAGACUGGUGGAAAGAGGUGAAUUGGAAGCGUAGAGGAAAACCCAUCUGGGCUGCUGAUCUGUGGCAAGACAUCGCUGCCAGAGUGAAGAAAUUGAACGUGAGAGUCCACCAUGUAGAUAACCACGUGCCCAAGAAACGAGCUAAUGAGGAACAUGCUAAUAACAGACAGGCAGACCGAGCUGCACAGGUCAAGGUAUCACAAGCAGACCUAGACUGGCAGCAGAAGGGAGAAUUGUUCCUAGCUCGAUGGGCCCAUGAUGCUUCAGGUCAUCGGGGCCGAGAUGCCACUCAUAGAUGGGCACGAGACCGCGGGGUGGAUUUAGCCAUGGAUAUCAUCUCUCAAGUUCUCUGUGACUGUGAAACCUGUGCGGCUAUUAAGCAGGCAAAAAGGUUGAAGCCCCUGUGGUAUGGUGGACGCUGGGAGAAGUAUAAAUAUGGGGAGGCCUGACAGAUUGACUAUAUCAUGUUGCCACAGACCCGCCAAGGUAAACGCUGUGUGCUUCCCAUGGUGGAAGCAACCACAGGAUGGUUGGAAACAUACUCGGUACCGCAUGCAACAGCCCAAAACACCAUUCUAGGUCUGGAGAAGCAGGUCCUGUGGAGACAGGGCACUCCAGGGAGGAUUGAGUCAGACAACGGGACUCAUUUCAAGAACAGCCCAGUAGCCACUUGGGCACAGGAGCAUGGGAUUGAAUGGGUCUAUCACAUUCCAUAUCAGGCACCUGCUGCAGGAAAAGUAGAAAGGUGUAAUGGACUGUUGAAGACAACCCUAAAGGCACUAGGUGAGGGAACUUACAAAAAUUUGGAUAAGAACUUAGCCAAGGCCACCUGGCCUUGGGACCUGUGGGUGCAGAUGCAGGAGCUACAGGACAAACUGGACCAGGCCCGGAACCAACUCCGGAAGCUGCACAGAGAAAAAUGGGGCCUGGAACGGAAGAACCAGCUACUCGAGGAGUUCAGGGAGCAGCUCGAGGAGUCCCAGGAGACUCUACAUAAAGAGCUCAGGGAGCGGGAGAGGAGAGAGAGCACCCUGAGCUCCAGAGUAUGCUCCCUGGAGUCAGAGCUGGAGCAGCGCCUGCAGGAGGAGGAGCAGAGGUGGAACGUCGUAAAUAUCUCGGAGAACACAGAGGUCAAGGACCAUCUCCACCUGCAGUGGCACAAGAUGGCCUCUCUCCAGGAGGUACAGAAAUCACAAAAAUCCCUCCGGGAUCAGCAGGAUGAACAGAUCCACCAUCUGGAGAUGGAGCGCCGCCACCUCCACAAUGACACCCAGGAGCCCAAAGACAACAUCCCCUUGUUCUACCGCGUGCGGCCCGUGCUGCCGGAGGAGUCGGAGCGGCAGCGGGGGCUGCAGCACCUGCACUUCUCCCCGCAGAACUCCACAACACUCAUUGUCACCCAGCCCGACGAGGUGAAAGACCACAUGAUCGGCACCCCCAAGCCCAACCGGAAGAGCCCCCUGUGCCCCCCCAAACACUCGCCCUGGGACCUGUGGGUGCAGAUGCAGGAGCUACAGGCCAAAUUGGACCAGGCCCGGAACCAGCUCUGGAAGGUGCAAACAGAGAAACGGGGCCUGGAGUGUCUAAACUAG